UAAAUACAUUAAUACUCACACAUCCCUCGUUCUGUUUUCAUUCGAGAUUGAGUUAACUUAGUUCUAAAACAAAUAUUAUUUACAUUCAUAGACUGAGAAAGUGAAUACAUCAUAUCUUACUUUGGAUUACAAUACUGGGGAGAUCAUCGAUACGUUUGGAAUUACUAAGCAUCUAUAAUUGUGGAUCUAUUGUACCAGAUCAAAGCCGAACACGCAUCAUUUUGGGUGAACUUAAGAAGGUGUUUAGUCGAGAAGGAGUUCCGAUGGUGUUAGUCACUGAUAAUGGCUCUCAUUUUGCUGCAGAUGCAAUCACUAAUUGGUUGAAUGGUAUAGGGUGCAGACAUCUGUUUACGGCUCCCAGGCACCCUUGUUCUAAUGGUCAGGCAGAAAAUUUCGUAAGAACAUUGAAAAUUGCUAUUGAUUCUAUUGCUGCUUCGACAUUUAAUGAACUGGAGAGGGGAGUAGAUACAUUUCUACUUCAAUAUAGAAAUGCUGAGCAUUCUGUGACGAAAGAGACUCCAUCAAAGCUAUUAAAAGGAAGAAUUCUCCGUUCGAAUAUGAGGUGUUGGGAGUUUGCAGAAGUUACAUAUUAUCGUGGUUAUGAUCUUCGACCAGCCACGGGGAUGGUGGUGAAGAAUGUUGGAAAAUCUAUGGUACGAAUUCUGGAUAUCAAAGACUUGACUAUACAUAACAGACAUGUUGAUCAAAUACAAUACCAGAAUCCAG
Messenger RNA from Schistosoma rodhaini, 726 nucleotides. The record is from the annotation of a GenBank genome assembly. NCBI's taxonomy places the organism in Eukaryota, Metazoa, Platyhelminthes, Trematoda, Strigeidida, Schistosomatidae.